Drosophila takahashii is the source of this 3136-nucleotide messenger RNA. NCBI's taxonomy places the organism in Eukaryota, Metazoa, Arthropoda, Insecta, Diptera, Drosophilidae. The record is from RefSeq and is a predicted model, not a curated record.
CUGGUCCUACUGCCCAUAUGAUUAUUCUUCUUCUUACAGGUCGCAUGGCCCGGGAAUUGUGGUUUUAACGUUUCUACGGAAAAUAAUAAUAGGCAUGCUAAGCCCGCAAAUGCUGAAAGAAAUGAAGCUGAGUUUCCAGCUCACCGAACAGAGAGAACUUGCUUCCGGUCGUCGCAGGCCUGAAAAACAAGUGACGCCACCUGUGGCGUCCAAACAGAAGGGGAUUCCAAAGGCUUCCAGUGCUCCCGCAGAGAUUUCGCCACCAAAGAUCCAAAAACUUGAGAUGGAGACGCCCCAAACGUCAAAGGCGAAGAAGAAAGCCGCUAAAAAGAGACUGCUUUCCAAUAAGGAGUCGAUACCAGGUAGUUCUCCGAUCGAGAAGAGGCCAAAGAAGGAUGUAGGUUCUCCUUUGGAGAUUUCCAAGAUUAUUCCCACAAAACCCAUUGCCUUAAAAUCCAAUGAUUCCGUGUCAAAGAAUCAUAAAAAAGGCUCUCAGCAAAAGGCUUUCAAGAAAAAUGAAUCGGCUAAAAGCGCUCCCAUAAAAACCAAAGGUUCCAAAGCAGCAAAGUUACAAAGUAAACCUAAAAAAUCCAAGGAAUCUAGUAAAAAUGGAUAUACAAACUCAAAUAAGUUAGCGCAAAAUGGUCCAGUUAAGAGUUCUAAAGCUUCCACAGUAAAUGGUAUUGAUAAAGGGGAGAAUUCCGUUGUAAUAGUAAAUAAUUUAAUAAGCCGUGACUCCGAGGAAGUAAGCGAUACUUUCUUUAAAAAGCCACAUAUAUUUAAGGUCAAGUCCAAAGGCAAUCAGAGCAAAAUACUAGACUUUCCUGCCCCAUUUGAAAAUGUUGAGAGCCGAGCUCACCUGUUGCAAGGUAAUAGCAAAGGAAUAGUUCGAAAAAUCGAGGUAUUUGAGAAUGCAUAUGCGAAUAUCGACAGUGACGAACUGGAUGAUGAUUAUGAACCGCAGUACGACGAAGAUUUUAGCUCUGAAGAUUUUACCAGCGAUGAAUUCGAGAGUGAAGACGCAAGCAGCGAUGACUUCGACAAUGAUGACGAUGAUGAAGAUUUCGACAGCGAAGAUAGCGAUAGUGAAGAAUUCGCCAGCGAUUUCUUCGACAGCGACGACCUCGAUUCAACCUAUGAACCUCCAGAUAUUGAUGGAUUCUUUGAUGAUCCACCCUUGGGAAUACAAAAAGAGCCGCUUAUUAUAGAGGAAAUAUUUGAUGAGAAAACUGAGGAUGAAAAUCAGAAAGAACUGGAGAUUGCGGAAGAGUCAGUCAUUGUGACGCCUAAAAUAGAUACAAUCAAAGCAGCGACUAGCCCUCCGCCAGAAGAGCCUGAAGAUAUUGAAGAGAAUGCUGAGGAGUCACUGCCAGAAGUUGUUACCACCGAAAAGGAGCAGCUUUCCCAACCAAUUGACGCACCAUUUUAUAGGAAUCCCCAAGCAAACUUCACAGAGCUUAGCGUCUUCGAAAACAGCCUGAAGAGCAACCAUGUGCUAGCCGUGAUUAAGGAAGAUCUGGAGCUGUAUGGCACACUGGUGCUCACCCUUCUGAGUGGCCAGAUAUCCGUGAAUGGUUACCGACCGCGCCGACAAGAGGCACUCAACAUUUAUUCACCAAAAGGCCUCAAUUGGGUGUCCAUUUCACCCACGAAGGUUAAGAAGCCGGCCAAAGAUGCGGUGGAUUGGGAGGAGCUAAACAAGAACUUUACACGCGCCCAGUUGGACAGGAUUCAAGGCAGCUUUCAGAGCCAGACAAAUGCUAUAGUCCUGCUGCAGCGAAAUACUGCAGGCCAGCGGCUCGUUGAUAACUUUGGCAAGCACAUGGCGCAGAAUGUGUUCCCACUCGUCAACGCCUCCAAUCGGCCGUAUCACCAAAGUGAGUCCCUGUUGCACUGCCUCAUCCAAUCUUCUGAUCUAAGUCGCACUCUGCAAGUGCCGCAGGUGUGGAAUAAGUUGAAGAUGCAGGCCACUAGUAGGAUACUAAUAGCAGGUGGUAAGGGCGUAGGAAAGUCUAGCCUACUGCGCUACCUUAUCAAUCGGAAUCUGGGUCAAUUUCCAUCACUUCUGCUCAUCGAUUUGGAUAUUGGUCAACCGGAAAUCUUUGUACCUCAGACUGUUUCUUGUACCCUCAUUGACGGGCCCCUUUUGGGACCCGGAUUCCUCUUCAACAAGCAACCUGACUACGCUUACGUCGUGGGCCACACCAAUAUAGUCUUGUGCGCAGAGCAGUAUGCCCGCGCAGUCAUUCAGCUCAUCCAAGACGUCCAAAAGGAUGAAAAGUACGCGAAUAUUCCCUGGCUUAUCAAUACUAUGGGGUACAACAAAGGAUUUGGCAGCGAACUGAUGGCCCUGCUGGUGGAUCGCAUUCAUCCCACAGACCUUGUACAAAUUGCGAGUCCAUUUCCUAUUAAUAACUUCGAUUCUGCCCUCGACUCUAGCAGCCUGUCGCAGUUGAAACCCAUUAUCUACACGGCGGAUGAGUUCAGGGUGAAGGAAAUACCAAAAUACACACUUCACAAGUUGCUCAGCGCGGUGCCUGCGAAGGAGCCAGGAACUUGGAGUCUGAGCGCCAAGGAUAUGCGGUACUCCAACCUUCUGGCUCGCCUCAGUUCGUGUCUCACGGGCAAUGCCAAAUCUCUCACAGACUGUCAGCCCUUAAAAGUGUCCCUAGACUCCCUGAAGAUAGUCCAUGCCACCAGCGAGAAUUACUCCCGCGAAGAACUGAUCCGUGGCAUGGAGGCGAAUGUGGUUUACCUGUGUCAUCAGGGAGCAGGGCUGCCUCAGUGUUUAGGAAUAGGAGUCGUUCGUGCCAUCGACUAUGAUCGAAAGGAGCUUUUCCUGGUGCCUGCAAUGCCGCUGCAAAGGAUGUCCCUGGUGGAUUGCCUCAUCCUUGGCGGACAACUAACCCUGCCGCAGGGAUACUUCCGGGAUCAGGGUCAGGGAGUCGCCAGCAGUGUGCCCUUCGUCUUCAUCCUUGACGACUCGAAAUCUUCGAAGAGCAUUCAGCAGAUCUACCAUCGAUCGCCGGCCUUCCUGGGCGUUCCAGCGAGUCAAAGAAACUAAAAUUUAGCCAUCGAAAGUAGAGCUAAAUUGUAAAAAGACUAUUUGUAAAUAAAGUGAGGUUUAUUAACGAAA